GAUGCCCAGUGAGCAGCGUCUUAUCCAAUAUAUCUAACAUACCAUGUACUCCGUAUGUGUGUGUAGUACCCAAUUCUUAAGCAGCAGCAGCGGAGUUGUCUUUGGACUUGCCCCCCCCCCCCCUGCAAAGCCCUGUAAUAAACCAAUGUGCCCUGCAGCCAGCAUCUACAGCGCAGCGCAGCGACUCCCGAGGGUACGCAACCCGCGCCUCUGUCGCUCUGUACCGGUACCUCGUCCGAGCCCCACCAUCGGCCGUCCAACCCAUCCAUCCCGAUUGUGCUCAAUUUCAUUCUAUCGUUCGCGCAAACCGAACCAGAGAAAAAAAAAAAGCGGUCGCCUUUCCGCUCUCGCGCUGGCCACCGGCUUUGCGCUGCCGCUACCUUCGCCCCGGCCCUCUCAAAACUUCGCUCCCCCAAGAUUCCGAUUCCUGGUCCUGGUCUUGGUCUUGAUCCUGGUUUUGGUUCUGGUUCUGGCUCUGGCUCUGGUUCUGGUUCCUCUGGGAGGGUCUUGGUUGCCGCGCCUCUGCCAUCUUCUUCUUGCUUCUUCAAUCUCCAUCGGGAAUCCAGUCUUGCUCCAUGGCGUCGUCUGCGACCUCAAAGGCCGCUGGUGGUGAGUGUCUCCCCUACGGGCCCGUCCGGCGCAUCCGCCUGGUUGCUGCCGGAGUCUGGCGCUACGAGACAUGCUUUUGCUGCUUAUUCCAGCGA
Messenger RNA from Trichoderma asperellum CBS 433.97, 704 nucleotides. The record is from RefSeq and is a predicted model, not a curated record. Lineage: Eukaryota; Fungi; Ascomycota; Sordariomycetes; Hypocreales; Hypocreaceae.